Molecule: messenger RNA, 2082 nt
Organism: Papaver somniferum (opium poppy)
Lineage: Eukaryota; Viridiplantae; Streptophyta; Magnoliopsida; Ranunculales; Papaveraceae
Exons: 6
Coding region: 649-1866 (405 amino acids)
Biological process (GO): regulation of asymmetric cell division
Source: RefSeq, a predicted model, not a curated record
UGUCAUAAAUUAUCCGGCAAAUUGUUAUUUUCCGGCAACAGAAAAGGAAAUCCUGUUUUGUUGUGUCAUAUCUCCGGUUCGCUGUUUUGAAAUAGUGUGGUAGUUGUAAGUUGAUGAAUUUUAAACUUUAAACCCACCUAUAAAAAAUGGUGUAGAAUCCCUGAAAUCGAGGAGUAUUUGGAGAUCCAAUAACAAACUCUGAUUCAAAGUACAAAACAUUUUCAGAAAAAUGGAAAUAAUAGUUUCUCAGAAUCCUGCAGUACAUUAGAAGAUCUGAAACUGAAAAUCUUGGUGAUGAUCAAAACAAACCAAAAACCAGAAGAAAUAUCCAGACCAGAACAGUGAAAAAAAAAAACAAACUCAGAAGGUGAUAAUUUUUUAAAGGUGCAAUAUUUUAUGGAAAAAAGAUUUGUAGUGAGCUUACUUAAAGAGAAAAGGAAGAGUGUAAGAGGGAAAGAUAUCAUAAUCUCUUGCUGUUUUUGGUAUACGAUUCGUAGUUUAUAAAGGUGGUUUCCCUGCUUGGUCACAUAAUGUGCUGGUGUUGAUCAAGUAUCUGAUGUUUUCUCAUAUGCUGCUGGUUUGUAAUGGUAUAAAUAUUGUGGUGGUAUGAACUCUCUUAAAUCCUUAAUGAGUUGCUAGAAUAAUUCAAUGGAAGCUGGACAGCUGAUCGAAGAUAAUGAGAUUAUUGGAAACCACAGGCAUGAGGAUGCCUCUGAUUUUCAAGGCCAAAAGUCUGAGAGAGAUGAAAGUCCAUUGGAAACUAGGAGGAAACAUAUUGAUAACCUGCCAAGGCUACGCGAUUUAAUGGACAUGGAAGAUCGAGAAGAUGUCAGAGGUAACCAGUUAAGAGUUACAAUGCCUCAAAAUAUUGUUCCAGUUGGCGAUAUCAGUUUGUUUGAGAAAGAAAAAAAUUAUGCCCAAAAGAAUGCUACCCAGUGUGAAGUGCCUGAGAUGAUGAUAGUUUAUUUGAAGGAAACAUCUAAUCAUGCUGUUAACAUCCGCUUUGAUGAUAAAGUACCUUCUUGUGACAAGACUGCGGUGGAAAAUAAAGAGGCCAACCACAGUUCAGACUUAUGCUUCUCAAGCUGCACCUCAGAUGUACACAGUGAUUUAAUAAAAGAAAUCAUGGAAGACUUGGCAUCCAAUUCAGAUGCAAUGGGUGAACAUGAUACCAAGAAUUUGAUGGAGGAUGGCGAAGGCAAGUUAAAUUUUACAGAUGGACUUGGAAGUGUCUCAUGCAGUGAGAAGUUUGUGACUAUGGAUGUGCUUCCUGUAAGAAAAAAGGAAAUGGAUAUACUCCAGUUCGAGGCACUUGAUGACGAUGAAGAUAUGCAACAAUCUGGUCAGGACACAUAUGAAGAGGUGAAUUCAUCAAGCUCCAGUUUGUUUUGUGCUGUUGAAGCAAUCAACUGUGGCAAUGUAGAAGAGACCUCUUCAAAUGUUUAUUUAGAGAGCGAUAGUUUCACUAUCAAUCCUGGUUCUUCACCUCGAUUAGAAAGUGAUAUUAGCGGGGAACAAACACAUUCGGAACUUGUUCAUGCCUUAACACCUCCAGCUGGGGAAGAUAGUUUGGGGGAGCUCAGAUCAGCUUCAAGCAGAAGCAUUUUAACUCAACAUGGUCAAGGAGAAUCAAGUUUUUCUGCGCUGGAUAAUCCAGCAGCUCUGGUUACUCGCUCAGGGCGGAUAGCCUACUCCGGUAGCAUUUCUCUUAGGUCCGAUAGCAGCACGACAAGCACUCGCUCCUUUUCCUUCCCUAUAUUACAAGCCGACUGGCACACCAGCCCUGUGAGAAUGGCGAAAGCUGAUCGGAGGCAUUAUCGGAAGCACCAGCGCUGGAAGCUAUCUCUUCUAUGCUGUAAAUUCUGAAAAUUACCAAUUCAAAUCAGUUAUUGACAUUACCAGCCUCGAUCAUAUUUUUCUCAUGAUAGUUGAACUCUCUAAUUUUAUUUUAUUUUUUGCUCUCAAAUUUCACUUUCUUCAAAUGCCUGAGUUUUUUUUUUUAGUAAUUUGCUCUGAUAUAUUACCACUUUGGAUUUGGCAGUUUCCUAGAAAUUUCUAUGUCAUGCCAAGAUUUUGUGCCCA